UAGGAAGCAUACAGGAAGCAUAUAGUUCCGUUUGGUUAUUCUUCUUGCGAAUCAUGCUGCGUGAGCUCGAGCGCAUCUGUUAUCGGAUUGAACCUUGCUGUAGGUCUUGUUGGAGUGCACCGUUUUAAUUUGGAUCAGCUUGGAACACCUUCCAAUUUAGUCGAUUUCGAAAACUUGUGAUCGUCGGACGUAUAUUCAAAGGAUCAGAUUAAUGUUGAGAGUUGGCAUUCAGAAUGUGUGGUGGCAGAGUGAACGCGGUGACAGUGUUAGCAACAUUUAUGGCUAUAUGUUGUUUACCGAGCAAUAUUGAGGGGCAGAAUAAUGAUCGAUUAAUGGAAGGGUUUUUCCAGAGAUUAGCCAGUAUUCAAGAAGAACUUAACCUGGAACCAAGUACCAAUGAUCUCUUUGAUGAUACGGAACGGAAGGACAGCGUGAAAAACAUGCUCAAUCAGUAUGAUUUUGUGAUAAUAGGUGCCAGUCCUUCGGGGUGCGUGUUGGCCAACAGGCUGUCGGAAAAUCCGGAGUGGAAAGUUUUACUCCUGGAAGCGGGCGAGCACGAGAAUAUUUUCGUGAAGAUUCCUGUUUUUGCUGCAUACUUGCAGUCUACAAGUUACAACUGGGGAUACGUAGCCGAGAGACAAAACUAUUCCUGUUGGGGAAUGAAGGAUCAGCGCUGCGCGCUUCCUCGUGGGAAAGGACUCGGAGGCUCUACUCUUAUCAACUACAUGAUGUACGUUCGAGGGAAUCGGGACGAUUUCAAUCGUUGGGCAGAUGCCGGUAAUCCGGGAUGGGCAUAUCGGGAUGUGUUACCAUACUUCAAAAAGUCGGAGAAAUCCUUUCUAAACAUUUCCAACGACUACCACGGAUCGAACGGACUCCUGGACGUGCGAUUUGCACCGUAUCAAACAAAAAUGUCUCACAUCUUCGUAAACAGUUUGCAAGAACUUGGCAUGCCUCUAGUGGACUACAAUGGCGAGAACCAAUUAGGUGUGUCACAUCUACAUUCCAAUUUAAGAGGUGGAAAAAGGUUAUCCGCCAGUGCUGCUUUCUUGGAACCUGUAUUUCAUAGGGCAAAUCUUCACAUCCUAACCAACGCACGUGUUACAAAAGUACUCAUAAAUCAUGACACGAAAACGGCUUAUGGAGCAGAAUUUGUUCGUGACAAGAAACGAUAUGUGGUGAAAGCGAAAAAAGAAGUCAUUCUUGCGGCCGGUGGACUACAGUCGCCCCAACUUCUAAUGCUCUCUGGAGUCGGCCCUGCGGAACAUCUUAGAGAGAUAGGUAUACCAGUUAUCAAAAAUCUCCCAGUGGGGAGAGCUUUCUACGACCACUUAUACUACACGGGAUUAGUCUUUUCUACCAACACAAGAGAUUUCACACUGCACUUAGAUCGAACUGUAUCCCUCCCAGAGUUGGCCAAAUAUCUCAAGGGUGGCGGUGAAAUGACCAUACCGGGUGGUGUGGAGGCAGUUGGCUUCAUCAAUACCCGCAACCGCAGUCAAGAUGCGGUACCUGACAUUGAACUUAUAUUCGUGAAUGGAUCCCCGGCCUCCGAUUAUGGGAGUGGUGUCCGUAGAGGUCUUCGAAUGAGUGAUCCCCUCUACGGGAUCUAUCGCCCGUUGGAGUCAGGUGACCGAGACGCGUUCAUGGUCAACCUGGUGCUGCUACAUCCCAAAUCAAAGGGAUACAUGGAGCUCAAAAGCAGCAAUCCUUUUCAGUGGCCAAAGUUCUACACUAAUUUCCUGAAAGAGGAAGAGGACUUAGAAACUUUGCUGAGCGGUAUCAAGCGAGCUACCCAAAUUAUGGACACCCCGACGAUGAAACGAUUCAACACAAAACUCCACGACAUACCGGUGCCAAACUGCGCACACUUGGGAUUCGGACGCGAUGAUUACUGGCGAUGCACAAUCCGUACCCAAGCUACCUCGUUGUAUCACCAAACCGGAACGUGUAAAAUGGGACCUGCCUACGAUCGUGAGGCUGUCGUGUCGCCGGAGUUGAAGGUGCAUGGCAUCGACAAUUUACGUGUGGCAGACGUUGGUGUUAUUCCGGUCACUCUCAGCGGACACCCGGUCGCCAUUGCGUACUUGAUUGGUGAAAAAUUGGCUGAUUUAUUGAAGGAACAGUGGCGGUAGUCGAGUAUAAUAACAUAAAGAAUAAAUAUAUAAGUAUACGUAUCUUUUAUCGUGUCCUCUGGGCUGCGGUUUUCACUUUUAUUGGCUUAGCAUAUUACCUGGAAUGAAAUAGAAGAAAAAAUAAAUGUUAUGUUGCUGGUUAUUGAAUUAUUUUUAAACAUUUCUAGUCAACAGAGGAGAAUGAGUUGAAUAUGUAUGUUAUGUUUUGUAUGUAUCAUAUGACCCAAAACUUGUUACGACAAGCUAUCUCUGAAAAUAUCAACAAUACAUUAUGUUAACAAAUGUUGAGGUAGCAUUAACAAAUUACGGUAAUUCUAAUCAAGAAAGAAAUGUGAAAAUGUGGAAAUGUGGCAUGAUGUAUGAAAUAGAGUAUUUGCAAAUUUUUAUGAUUAGGAAAUGUUACGUCGUUUCAAUUUAAUUUUUACGGUGAAGAAGGGUAGCUGAACAAAAUGCUCAUUGUAACGAU
Molecule: messenger RNA, 2601 nt
Organism: Toxorhynchites rutilus septentrionalis
Lineage: Eukaryota; Metazoa; Arthropoda; Insecta; Diptera; Culicidae
Product: glucose dehydrogenase [FAD, quinone]-like
Exons: 2
Coding region: 234-2135 (633 amino acids)
Molecular function (GO): flavin adenine dinucleotide binding; oxidoreductase activity, acting on CH-OH group of donors
Source: RefSeq, a predicted model, not a curated record